GUGCUUCGAGUCUUAUUCCAUCUCAACGCUAACUGAAACAUGUACUCGGCUACUCUCUCCACUUCCCCGUCACUGCCAACCGCCUUCGCCGCCAAUCGGUCUUCCCUACCGCCGGCCUGUAUAGCCACCACCUCCACCAACAAGCACCACCGCCCUCUAUCGCCGGAGAAGCUCGCAUUGCUGAUCGACAAAUCCAAAACUACCGGGCAACUCCUCCAAAUCCACGCUUUCCUUAUCCGCCAGGGAUUCGACGACCACCCAAUCCUGGCCUUCAAGCUGCAGCGCUCUUACGCCUCUCUCGGCCGCCUCGAUUACUGCGUCGAGCUCUUCGACCGAACCCAGAACCCAAAUGUCUUCUUCUACACCGCCAUUAUCCACGGCCAUGCUUUCAACGAUCUCCACGACCAAGCCCUUCAUUUCUACGUCCGUAUGCUGACCCAAGGCGUCGAGCCUAAUGCGUUCACCUUCUCAGCCGUGCUAAAAUCCUGCCCUCUUAAUGCAGGGAAAGCCAUUCAUUCUCAAGCAAUCAAAUUUGGAUUUGAUUCCGACACGUAUGUCGGAACCGCUCUCGUUGAUGUUUAUUCCAAAGGAGGGGAUGUGAUGUCCGCCCGCCAUCUGUUCGAGGCAAUUUCCGAGAGAAGUUUGGUUUCUUUGACAGCGAUGAUAACUUGCUAUUCGAAGCACGGGGAUGUGGAUGGGGCGAGAUUGUUGUUUGAUAGGAUGAUAGAGAGGGAUGUGGUAUGCUGGAAUGUGAUGAUUGAUGGCUAUGCACAACAUGGGAGGCCAAAUGAGGCUUUGGCCCUCUUUAGGAAAAUGUUGUUGGGGAAAGUGAAAGCUAAUGAAGUAACUCUGGUGGCAGUGCUCUCUGCUUGUGGGCAGCUUGGGGCGCUGGAGUUGGGCAGGUGGGUUCACUCUUACAUUGCCAACAAUAGGAUUCAGUUAAGCUGUCAGUUGGGUACUGCUCUGGUUGACAUGUAUAGCAAAUGUGGUGCUUUGGAGGAUGCGCAUUUGGUUUUUGAUAUGAUUAAGGACAAGGAUGUUGUUGCCUGGAAUUCAAUGAUUGUUGGGUACGCAAUGCAUGGAUUCACCCAAGAUGCUUUGCGGUUGUUCCAUAACAUGUGUAGAACAGGACUUCAACCUACUGAUAUAACAUUUAUAGGCAUUCUAAGUGCUUGUGCUCAUGCAGGCUCAGUCUCAGAGGGAUGGAGAUUUUUCCAUUUAAUGAAAGAAGAACAUAGGAUCCAACCGAAGAUCGAGCACUAUGGAUGCAUGGUAAAUCUACUUGGCCGUGCAGGGCAUUUGGAUGAAGCAUAUGAACUUGUCAAGAACUUGGAGAUUGACCCAGAUCCUGUGUUGUGGGGAACAUUGCUGGGUGCCUGUAGGCUUCAUGGAAACAUUGGACUGGGAGAGGAAAUUGCAGAGUUCCUGGUUAAUCAGAACCUUGCAAGUUCAGGAACUUAUGUUCUUCUCUCUAAUAUGUAUGCUGCAGCACGCAAUUGGGAUGGGGUGGCAAAGGUGAGAGCUUUAAUGAAAGGCAGUGGAGUACAGAAGGAGCCAGGUUGCAGUUCAAUUGAGGUGAACAACAAGGUUCAUGAGUUCCUUGCUGGGGAUAUGAAGCACCCAAAAAGCAAAGAAAUCUAUAUGAUGCUUGAAGAGAUAAAUGAGUGGCUUAAGGCCCAUGGCUAUACCCCACAGACAGACAUUGUGCUACAUGAUAUUGGAGAAAGGGAGAAGAAGCGAUCGCUUGAAGUUCACAGUGAGAGAUUGGCUAUUGCUUUCGGACUGAUUAGCACUCAACCAGGUGCCACAGUCAAGAUUGUGAAGAACCUUAGGGUCUGUCCAGAUUGUCAUGCUGUGACAAAGCUAAUUUCGAAGAUCACAGGGCGUAAGAUUGUGGUGAGGGAUCGAAGCCGGUUCCAUCAGUUUGUAAAUGGUUCAUGUUCUUGUGGGGAUUACUGGUAAACUAUGUUUUGUCCAUCGUGCUUCUGUUUAACUCGUGUAUGCAAAUUUAUAUAAGAUGAGUUAUUGCUGUCAUGGUAGUUGUUCUAUUAUAUACUUCCUUCUGACAGAUAUGAAAAGAAUACAUAUGAACUGUGUCAGCAGGAGCAAAUCCGAGAACCAUUCCAGAACCUAUGAAUCUGGCCAGAAAUUGAAAAUGAGACACCAAACUGGCUAUUAGAAAAUUGUGUAUUCUUAAGAUCCAAACAAUUGGAUUUUGUCAACAGUUUCACUGAGAAUAUCAUGAAACAAGCAGAGCCGAGCCACCAACAAAAAGGGUUCCAAUUUGAGGGUUCAAUUGACUUGAAAACUAUCCAUGAAAGUUGAAGCAUGUGAUUCGAAAACAACACAGCCUGUACAUUAUUCAACUAUGAACUACAUAGUUGCAUCAUGAACCAAACUUAUCGAUUAUUUCGCUUACAAUUUGAAAACGCCCUCUUCGUUGUGGAUUUUAGAUUCCCACGAUCGAGGAAACAUCUACUAGGUAUACGCAGGAAGAGCAGCUCUCUUGUAAAGUCCAGUUCCAACAGAAUAGGGAAAUUUCCAACUCCCUACAUUCUAAGUUCGAAGACACAGAUGGUCCUCGCAGCAGAGCAGCUGCUAUCUUGUUACCGUUCUUACUCCAAGAGACUUCAAAUAUUCCAUCAUUGCCAUUGGUUUUCACUAAUCUGCGUU
Molecule: messenger RNA, 2673 nt
Organism: Diospyros lotus (date-plum)
Lineage: Eukaryota; Viridiplantae; Streptophyta; Magnoliopsida; Ericales; Ebenaceae
Product: pentatricopeptide repeat-containing protein ELI1, chloroplastic-like
Biological process (GO): RNA modification
Molecular function (GO): zinc ion binding; RNA binding; protein binding
Source: RefSeq, a predicted model, not a curated record